This is a messenger RNA of Caenorhabditis auriculariae, 996 nucleotides long. NCBI's taxonomy places the organism in Eukaryota, Metazoa, Nematoda, Chromadorea, Rhabditida, Rhabditidae. The record is from the annotation of a GenBank genome assembly.
AUGUCGCAGAGGGUAACCUACAGACGCCGUCUGUCCUACAACACCAAGUCCAACAGAAGGACAAUCGUGAAGACGCCCGGAGGCCGUCUUGUCUACCACUACCUUAAGAAGCGCGGUACUAUCCCCAAGUGCAGAGACACCGGAGUCAAGCUCCACGGAGUAAGUUUAAUCUAUUUUUUUUCAUAUUUUUUUGUGUUUUGAAGGGCUUCUUGAAUUUCCUGAAAGCAAGAAAAGACUUUGUUCGAUGGAAAUUUAUUUCGUUAUGAUAAAUGAAAAAGAAUUUGACGAUUGCAAAGAUUCUCAGGCCAAUCAAAAGAGGUUUUAUAAUAAAUUUUUUUCCCAUAUUUUUUUUUGCAUUUUUUUCCAAUUAAUAAACUAUAAAGUCAGUUUCAGAUAGUUUUUCACUUGAUAAUAGUGUUAUAAUGUCAUGUUCAAAGUAGUUUCCGCAAAACGCAAAAUUAUCUCUGACUCUCCAAAAUUUUCGUUAUCUUUUUCUUUCUCUGAAGGCUAUUUUGCGUUUCGCGGAAUCACUUUGAACAUGGCAUAAGUAAGUUCACAAGAUUAUAUAAACGCAAUAAAUUGAAGUUUAAAUUUAGUAAAACGUGAAUUCCUUUAAUUUAUUCUUCUAAAAUUUCAAUUUUUCUUUGAAAAAAAUAAAUUUGGAUCAAGUAAAAUCCAAAUUUAUUUUUUUCAAAAGCUCUUAACCGGAAAAAUGGAAAAAAGAUCUCAUAAAAAAAUUAUCUCCCCAUAAUUCAUGUUCAGCCAAUUUCAUAUUUUAAAUAUACACAAGUCUUUUCUGAUGAUAAUUUCAUUCAGAUCACUCCCGCUCGCCCACGUGCCCUUACUUUGUUGAAGAAGAACGAGCGAACGGUUUCGCGCGCUUACGGAGGAUGCCUUUCGGCCAACGCCGUCAAGGAGCGAAUUACCCGUGCCUUCCUCAUUGAAGAGCAGAAGAUUGUCAACAAGGUUCUCAAGCAGAAGGGCAAGCCCGAAUAA